CCCUCCGGCAUGGAGCAGUCUCGGCGGCCGCGGGCGCUGCUUCGGCUACUACGGAGCUGCUACGCGGAGGUGCUGCCCUUGGAAGCCGCCGUGCGGGGUCUGCAGGCGGGCGGCCCCGGGCCUUGGGAGCCGCUGGUGGGAGCCUCGGACCCCCCGAACUACCGCGACCUGGUGCACCGCUGCCUGGUGGGGCUGCCAGCCCAGGCGCCCCCUCCUCGCUUUGGUUUGCAGCAGCUUGUGGGUCUCCGCGAUGUCGUCGAAAGGGUCAUUCACAGGGCCUGUGAGAAGCAGAAGAAGAACGUCCUGGCUUUUGGCUACUCUCUGUUGGAGGAGAACAAACCCCCUUUGCCUGGCUUGCCCAAUAUUUGUAGCUUUCAUCCGAACAACAUGACAGAAGCCAUUUGCCAGAGCGUUCUCUGGGAAAUGGUGCUUACCAGGGUUGGGGACGAGCUCAUGAUGUACCUGUUGGAGCACUGUGCACUGUUCAUGCUGGUUCCUCCUAGUUGCUGCUACCAGAUCUGCGGGCAACCUAUCUACGAGCUCACUGGGGGGACCACAGCAGCCUCUCCUGCAUUCCUUAGGCAGAUGUACUCAGUGCCAUCCCAUAAUGCUUUAUCUCGGUACCUGCAAGGAAGGCUUCCGUCUUGGAAGCAUUACCUAGGAAAGGCAAAAUGGCGGAAGCGGAAAUCUGAAAUACAAGGACGGGGCCCACAAAAAGCUUUAGACGGUCGUUCUUUGUAUUCUUCUGUGGCGGGCCGGAACCCUACAAAUAGCGAGUCAGUUACAAAGAUCAGUGACUAUCCGUUGAGCCAGCGAAGACCCGGUUGGCAUUGCAGUGCGGUAGCGUUCGUAAAAAGGAAACGGGAGAAUUCCCACGAAAUUAACAGAAAGAGACUGAAAAUCAGGCCAGCGGACAAAGGGUUCGGAAAGCAAACACCUAUCUCAGCGCACAAUGUUCAGUUCAUUGGAGAUAAUGGGAGUGAGGAACCUGGAGUGAGUGUAAGGUCAUGUUUGGCAGAUACGGUAACGCCCAUGAAGGACGUUCAGGAACGUGAAUCUGGAGCACAAACCUCUGGCACGCCUUCCGUGGCUCUGGGAAAUCACAAACUAGUUUGUGGUAAGGCCCUAAAGGUAGAUAGGGAAAAGGAAACACUUCAAAACACCAAACUUGACACACAGAUAGGAAGAGGUGUUCUUAGAUCUUCUCCUGGGCAGAAAGUAACUGCAAAUAAUCUUACUGUGGAUAAACUCCUUAAAAAGAACGUUUGUCGUUCAGCUGGCGAAACAUGCCUGCCGGGAGAACUCAAGAUGUGCGAUCUCUUGUAUUCCAGUCGGCCGCGGGAAGAGCAUUUCCCUGAAUGGUUUGUACUGAAUCGCUUAAAGGGGUAUCAGUCAGGAGGACAAAAGCUUGUGGAAACUAUCUUCUUGAGCAACGAGGUGCUUCAGCGGCCUGUCGAUCCCUGUCCCCCAAAUCACCGUUGGAGGAAGAAGAGACUUCCGAAGCGUUACUGGAACAUGAGGGGCCUGUUCCAAGAACUGCUGAGGAACCACGCCAAGUGUCCUUAUCUAGCGGUGUUACAAAGGAAUUGUCCGGUUUUGGGGGCAGGCAAAAUUGGUCUAAGGAAACAGGGCGAGAGCUUAUCAAGGUCCCGGCAGGCUGGCACUGAAAAUUUGCUCAGAGGCACAUCGAGUGGUUUGUGUCCGUUUCCAGAACCAUCCGGUAGUUUGAGCCGAAUUGGUGAACCCGUUGAGUUGAGUGAAGAAGAACGUGAGGGGUCAACUCCUGGGGACUCCUCCAGGGCCAAUUUCCUGGAGCUCUUGAAGCAAAACUGCAGCCAUUGGCAAGUGUAUACCUUCCUGAGGGAGUGUCUCGAAAGAGUGGUCCCUGCAGCCCUUUGGGGUUCCAGCCACAACAAAUGUCGCUUCUACAAGAAUGUCAAAAAGCUCCUCUCCCUGGGGAAGCUGGCCGCUUUUUCUCUGCGCGAAUUGACGUGGAAAAUGAGGGUGAACGAUUGUGCUUGGCUUCGUCUGACCAGAGAGAGCGGCCACUCCGUUCCUGCCUCGGAACACUGUUUUCGUACAGCUCUGCUCUCCAAGUUCUUGUGCUGGCUGAUGGACUCCUAUGUGGCAGAACUCCUCCGGUCUUUCUUCUACAUCACCGAGACCAUGUUUCAAAAAAACUUGCUCUUUUUCUUCAGAAAGGCUGUCUGGAGCAAGCUGCAGAGCGCCGGAGUCAGGAGCCAUCUUGCGGCAGUGCACCUUCGCCCCUUGUCGAAGGAGGAGCUCAGAAUCCUGCAGCAGAGAAAGCACAUCCCUUUGGCGGCAAGGCUCCGCUUCAUCCCCAAAAUGAAUGGGCUGCGGCCAGUAGUGAAACUAAGUAGUGUGGUGGGAGAAGGAAAGUUCUGCAGGAAGAGCAGAGAUAAAAAGGUUCAGUAUUUCAACACUCAACUGAAGAAAUUAUUCAGCGUGCUUAAUUACGAACGAGUGAGGAAUCCUAGCCUGCUUGGCUCUUCUGCCUUUGGGAGAGAUGAUAUCUAUGCCGUGUGGAAGAAGUUUGUUCUGAAAGUUCUGGGAUCAAAUGCCCCAAUGCCUGCGUUCUAUUUUGUCAAGGCUGAUGUCCAUAGGGCUUAUGAUACCAUCCCCCAAAAUAAGCUGGAGGAAGUGAUCUCAAAGAUCCUCAGUCCCGAUGGCAAGACCAGCUACUGUAUCCAACGUUACGCGGUGAUCACAAGGACCAGGAACGGGCAGAUCAAGAAAUACUAUCGCAGACACGUAUCCACUUCACAGGACUAUAUCCGAGAUAUGAGAUGGUUUGUUCAUCAUCUUCAACAGAGCACCUCACUGCGGAAUGCAGUAAUAGUGGAACAGAGUGUUUCUUUGAAGGAAAGAUGUUCCAACUUGUUUGAGUUUUUCCGGCAGUUAAUCUAUACCAGUAUCCUGAAGAUCAAGAACAGGUACUAUGUCCAGAGCUGCGGGAUUCCCCAGGGCUCCAUUUUGUCAACCUUGCUUUGCAAUCUCUUUUAUGGAGACAUGGAGAACAAUCUACUGCAUGGUGUGCAGGAAGACGGAGUGCUGAUGCGUCUAACGGAUGACUUCCUGUUUGUGACGCCUCACUUAGGAGAAGCCAAAACCUUUUUGAGGACACUGGCCGAAGGCAUUCCUGAGUACGGCUUCACAAUAAAUCCAGCUAAGACUACGGUGAAUUUUUCUCUGGAUGACGAUAUCCCAGGAUGCUCAGCGUUCAAGCAGUUACCGGCUCACAGUAUGUUCCCGUGGUGCGGCUUGUUAAUUGAUACCCAGACUCUUGAAGUUUACUGUGAUUACUCCAGAUUUGCAGAUCAACAGUCCUCGAACAGUCUGUGUCAACAUUUUCAAAAUAUUUCUUCUGCAAGCCUACAGGUUCCACGCAUGUGUUGUCCAGCUUCCCUUUAACCAACAAGUUAAAAAUAACCCCAGUUUCUUCUUGAGGAUCAUCGCAGAUUCCGUGUCAUGCUGCUUCUCUAUUUUGAAAGCUAAAAAUCCAGGGAUUACUUUUUCUGCAACCAACCCGUCAAUCCUGCUUACAUUUGAAGCCAUGCAGUGGCUCUGCUAUCAUGCCUUCAGCGUCAAACUGGCUCAUCACACUAUUAUUUACAAAUGUCUUCUAAUGCCACUC
Messenger RNA from Sphaerodactylus townsendi, 3655 nucleotides. RefSeq names its product telomerase reverse transcriptase (gene TERT). Gene Ontology annotation, molecular function: telomeric repeat DNA binding; telomerase RNA binding. The record is from RefSeq and is a predicted model, not a curated record. Gene Ontology annotation, cellular component: telomerase catalytic core complex. Gene Ontology annotation, biological process: telomere maintenance via telomerase. The coding region runs from base 10 to 3432 and encodes 1140 amino acids. The transcript is spliced from 15 exons. NCBI's taxonomy places the organism in Eukaryota, Metazoa, Chordata, Lepidosauria, Squamata, Sphaerodactylidae.